GCCUCUGCGGAGGGCGGUUUCGGGCGCCGCGGCGGGCCGGGCGGGGCGGCACAAAAGCCGCUUUGUGACCGCCGCCUCCGCCCUUGGCCCUCCGGUCCGGCGCGCCCCGUCCGGGCUCGGCGGGCUCCGCGGCGUCCCGGGGCCCCUUUGUUCGGCGGAAGGAGAGUGGCCGCUCUGGGAGCAGGAGACGUGGCCCGGGGUGGGGCGAGGGCUGCGCGUGUCACUGCGGAGCCGGAUACGGGGAGGGCGCGGUGGCGGCGGGAUUGCCACCAGAUCCGGGCAGGCGUGGGAUAGGCGGGGCGGCCCGGCGUGGCUGGUAACGGUCUCGGCCCGAAGCUCUCGGGGCUCGGGGGCCGGCGCGGGACAGCAGCUUGGUGCAGCCACCCCUGUGCUCCGUGGCCGGGACCAGAGCCUUAGACAAAAUGGCCUCGGCGCCCGCGCCUCCAGUCAGGCGCGGCGCGAACCCGUGAUUGCGGCGCGGAGAGGGGGCGCAGCGGGCGGGCGGGCCGGGGCGCGCGGCGCCGCGCACUCGGAGCGGCGGCCAUCGGGGGCAUUCCGCGAGCGGCUGCCCUGCCGGGGCCGGAGCCAGGUUCUGCUAGCAGUUCUGUGGUGUUCUUGGUCACACAUUUAUGGAGUUUCUGAAGGGCAGUGGAGAUUACUGCCAGGCACAGCACGACCUCUAUGCAGACAAGUGAACUGUAGAAAUUCAUUACUACUCCACCAAGAAGCCCCCAUAAGAGUGGUUAACCUGGACACAGAAGUGUUGAAUUGAAAUCCGCAGAGCAUUUUUACAAGAGUUCUGACCUGGAUGGGGUAAACCUCAGUGCACUUUUCUGUUGCCUCAGUAUUACUGGAUUGAAGAAUUGCUGCUUCUUGUUAGGAGGUUCAUUUCAUUUACCAUUACUUCCAACUUCAUACUCAAAGCACUGAGAAUUUCAAGUGGAGUAUAUUGAAGUAGACUUCAGUUUCUUUGCAUCAUUUCUGUAUUCAAUUUUUUAAAUUCUUUCAUAACCCUAUUGAGUGUUUUUUAACUAAAUUAACAUGGCUCGAAUGAACCGCCCAGCUCCUGUAGAAGUCACAUACAAGAACAUGAGAUUUCUUAUUACACACAAUCCAACCAAUGCGACCUUAAACAAAUUUAUAGAGGAACUUAAGAAAUAUGGAGUUACCACAAUAGUAAGAGUAUGUGAAGCAACUUAUGACACUACUCUUGUGGAGAAAGAAGGCAUCCAUGUUCUUGACUGGCCUUUUGAUGAUGGUGCACCACCGUCUAACCAGAUUGUUGAUGACUGGUUAAGUCUUGUAAAAAUCAAGUUUCGUGAAGAACCUGGUUGUUGUAUUGCUGUUCAUUGUGUUGCAGGCCUUGGGAGAGCUCCAGUGCUUGUUGCUCUCGCAUUAAUCGAAGGUGGAAUGAAAUAUGAAGAUGCAGUACAAUUCAUAAGACAAAAGCGGCGUGGAGCUUUUAACAGCAAGCAACUUUUGUAUUUGGAGAAGUAUCGUCCUAAGAUGCGGCUGCGCUUCAAAGACUCCAAUGGUCAUAGAAACAACUGUUGCAUUCAAUAAAACUGGGGUGCCUGAUGUUACUGCCUUGGAAGGAAAAUUUGACACAGGACCUAAUAUGUCAUAUAUAUUAGCCAACAUGUUGGCUUGGUGAAUAAGUCUAAUGAAGCUUCCAUAAGAGUAUUGUAAAGCGGUUUUACCAGGCCACAAGUUUAACAGAAUUGCAACUUAUGUGUCUGGGUUACGGUUAGCCUUUUUGGACACUUAGCAAAAGAUUCUUGCUGUUCAGCAUUUAAAAUGUGCUUAUCAUUUGUACCAAUUGACCUUUCCUGAAAUCAUGCGGUAUUGAGUUAUGUCUUGUUUAAUCUAUUCCAUGCCAGAAUCUUUAUCAAAUAUAUAGAAAUUUAGAAAGAUUAGGUGCAAAAUACCCAGCACAAUACUUGUAUAUUUUUAGUAUCAUACAGAACUAAAAUCCCAGGAACUAUGAACACUCUAGACCUUAUAUGGUUUAUCCAUUUCAGACAUUGAAAGUAGGGCCUACAUGGUUAUUUGCUGCUCCACUUUGUUUACAUCUCCCACAUUUAUACCAGUAUACAUCAGGUUUGCUUAACCAUUGAUUUUUUUUAUUAUUAUUAUUUUUACCAAGUCUUACAGUGAUUAUUAAUGUCUUUCUGUAAAUCUAUUUUGUGCUGUUAUGAAAAACCUCCAUUUUAAAAAUCACAUUGUACAGAAGCACAUGUCUUUAAUGUCUUCAGACGAAAACGCCUUACAGUUAAUUUAAUGUUUGCACUCUGAGGUGCAACUUAACAGGGAGGGCCUGAAAAAAGAAUGGGAGGAGCUAUUAAAUAUUUUUAGCAAAAUGUUGCCUUUGUCUUGUGCAGAACAUGUAGAAAAUGCUCUUUAAUUUAGUAAAUAUUUUUUAAAAGGUAGAGAUGCUUUGUUAAUUGUAGCUAAAAACAAUUCUUAAUCAUAAAUUUCUGAAAUUCUUGUAAUUUUUUUCCAUACUUAUCAGAAGUUGUUUAUCAACUUAUUUUUGUUUGAAGUGUGAUUUUUUUUUUUCUCUGUUCCCAACCUCUCUUGCAAAAAAAAAGGUUUCUGCUAAUGAAUUGAGCAGACAUCUAAUUAUUUUAUAUGCUUUUGAGCUAUGUACUUAAUAUUUGGAUACUUGAUAUUUGUUUUAUUAUGUAAUUGAUAAAAUGGUGAUGUGUAUUAAUGUUAGUCAACCAUAUAUUUAUACUGUCUGGAAUGUGUGUUAUAGUUCUGUGGGAGAAAUAAUUUGUCAGUGUUCACCAGCUUGUAAAAACUUAGUGCGAGAGCUUAAACAUCUAAAUAAAUAAUGAAAUGCAUUUAUCAUCA
Microcebus murinus (gray mouse lemur) is the source of this 2856-nucleotide messenger RNA. NCBI's taxonomy places the organism in Eukaryota, Metazoa, Chordata, Mammalia, Primates, Cheirogaleidae. The record is from RefSeq and is a predicted model, not a curated record.